AUGUUCCGUAUUCGCGUUGAAAAUCCAUCAGUAGCCAUCACCGUAGCUCCUCACGUCUGGCCACCCUACAAGACAGCUGCGCCACGAACCUUCCAAUUCGUACACAACACACGCAAGAUGGCUGAGCACCCAAGCUACGAACUUCUCUACCACCCCGGCAUACCCGGCCGUGGCGAGUUCAUCCGCUUGGCCUUUGAAGCCGCUGGAGUUCCAUACACCGACAUCGCCAAUUCGCAAAAGGAUGGCUAUGGCGAGGUGCAGAAAGUGUGCAUGAAUAAGGACACCGAGUCAUCCGAUGGCAACGCACCUAUGUUCGCGCCACCUGCUCUGCGUGUGCCUGGAAAGGGAAGAGAUGGCAAAGCAUUGGUUAUUAGCCAAACGCCGAAUGUCCUCCUCUACCUAGGCGAGAAGCUGGGUCUAGUCCCGGAUGAUGAGGCAGGGAAGUUGUAUGUGAAUCAACUUACACUGACAGCGUUGGAUUUGGAUAAGGAGAUUCAUGAUACUCAUCACCCUGUAGUGGUCAUGCUCUACUACGAGGAUCAGAAGGAGGAAGCUUUGAGGAAAGCCAAAGAUGUCCGAGAAAACCGAUUCCCCAAAUUCUUCUCAUAUUUCGAGAGGAAUCUGCAGUGGAAUAAGGACAGCGGAGGGGGAAAGUACCUUGUGGGUAACAAGCUAUCGUACGCGGACACCACUGUUUGGCAGAUCCUCGACGGAGCGUCCUUUGCAUUUCCGAAAGAGCUGGAGGCGAGGAAGAAGGAGUUUCCCUUACUGUUUACGACCUUUUACGAAAGUGUCAAGCAAGAGAAGGGUCUGAAGGAAUACUUGAAGAGUGAGCGAAGAUUGCCAUACAGCCAAGGCAUCUUCAGAUAUUAUCCCGAGCUUGACAGACAGUAG
Messenger RNA from Fulvia fulva, 894 nucleotides. RefSeq names its product Glutathione S-transferase. Gene Ontology annotation, biological process: glutathione metabolic process. NCBI's taxonomy places the organism in Eukaryota, Fungi, Ascomycota, Dothideomycetes, Mycosphaerellales, Mycosphaerellaceae. The record is from RefSeq and is a predicted model, not a curated record. The coding region runs from base 1 to 894 and encodes 297 amino acids. Gene Ontology annotation, molecular function: glutathione transferase activity. The transcript has 3 exons.